ACACUUUCACAUGAACGUGGAAGGUUAAAAAAUUGAAGACAACUAUAUAUACCAUGGUGUAUUUUGUUAGAAAGUCGUUUAUUUUGGUUAUAUUACUAUCGACCUUAAUUCUGAUUUUCAUAGUUCGGGAGCUCGACGACAUCAGGCAAGAGAGCAAUGCUAUAUGUUACAAUGGAAACACGGAGGGGCUGAAUGUUGAUCAUGAUAUAAAGAAGAAAGUGCAAUCUUUUACCAGAGAGCGAAUCAGUAAAAUAAAUGCCGACGACAGAAAAGACGUCAAAUUGCUGACUAAGUCUUCAGGUACGACAGCUUCUGAAAAGCACAAGGUGGAAAUGGUCCAUUCUUCAAAUGAAAGUGAACACUCAGAAAAACAUAUGUGGCGCUUUUACGAGACGCUUCGACUGAAAACAACGAAUACAUCUAUCACCUUUGUACUGCUAAUAACUUACGGGCGUUCUGGGUCGUCAUGGCUCGGAGAUAUGAUUAGUCAAGCUGGCAGCACCCUCUAUGUGUUUGAGCCUCUGCAAAGAACUGCAUCACAAGGAUUCUUUAAAGACAAUCUGGUUUGCUUUAAUAGCAACACGUGUCGGUGACCAAGAAAACUUAUUGAAAGACAUACCACCAUACUUACAACACUCUACAAACUAUUCACUUGUCAAAUGUCUAGAUUGUUGCCAUUUUUCAAGCGAAUAAUGAAGAACAACUUGAGAAGUAAGAAC
Messenger RNA from Mercenaria mercenaria, 719 nucleotides. RefSeq lists its product as uncharacterized. The coding region runs from base 54 to 593 and encodes 179 amino acids. The transcript has 5 exons. NCBI's taxonomy places the organism in Eukaryota, Metazoa, Mollusca, Bivalvia, Venerida, Veneridae. The record is from RefSeq and is a predicted model, not a curated record.